AUGGGCCGGAUCCAGAUUGCGCCCGAUGGCCACGUCGACGGCGGCCUGCGGCUGUGGCGGCCGGGCCAGCCAGCGCAGCUCUUGGACGGACCGCCGCCUUGGACGUGCGACUCUGCGCUUGGCGACACGCUUCGAUUGGCCGACGCCACGUCGGACGAGGUCGAGUGGGUCGUCGGCGCCACCGCGUCUUCUGUCGCCUUGCGGCCAGGCGUCCAGCUACGUCUCGCGUACCGAGGGCCUUGGGAUGCCGUUGAGAGCAUGCGCGCGGGCUACCUCCGCGUGACGGUGUCGCUGCGCCGGGGCUCGCCAGGUACCCUCGUCGCAACGCUGACGCCUGGCGGCGGUGCCGUCUCGGCGCAUCUGUCCGUUGGCACCGUGCUCUCUCUCCCCACGACAGACCGCACACUCGCCGUUGGAAGCCUGGGUUUUGAGCUGUUUGCCGACGUUGGCAGUCGCAGUCUUGGCACUGCACGACUGGCGUCGUUGCAACUCGGAGCCGCUACGACGCUCGACCUCAAAGAGCACCCGGCGCAACGGGCGGUGCGCCACCAAGUCGUGGUGACGUUGGCGUUCGAGCCGUUCCAGCGCAGCCCGAUUUCUGGUUAUCGCCAUCUCUUCGUCCUUGAAGCAAGGACUGUCGUGGCGCCCGAUUGCAACCUCGUCGCGCGGGUCUCGCUGCCACCUACGGCGACUCUGGUACUCGAGUCGCCGCUCGCCCUCUCCAACUCUGGCGCCGAGUGGGCAUGGCACUGGGUUGUGCCGUUGGCCGAGGUGCCGGCGCAGUCGACGCUAGCGCUGAGUAUUCUUGACGCGACGUGCGACGAUGCAACGGUCGCGACGUGCGAUCUUGCGCUCUCCGAGACGCCUGCGUGGGUGCCACUGACGCCGCGAGGCGAGCUCUUGGUCGUUGCUGCCCGAGAAGCUUUCUUGACGACCGUUCGGCUGACGCGUCUUUGCAACCUUCCGGCGACGACCAAGACUGUGGAGCUUCGUUGUGGCGGUGACGUCGUGCUGCAGUCGACGCAGCCGCUCAUCGCCCACUGCUCGUCCGCUCUGGCGUGCGUCGCGUGCAACAUCGAGCUCUCUGUUUGUCUCGACGAGCCGAUCCUGAACCUCUCGCUUCUCCUGGACGACGAGGUGCGUCUCUCACGCGUGGUCUGCGCUGCUUCGUCCGCCACCUUUGACGUGGCCUUGUCAUCGGCGAUCCGCGUUGGGUUCGGCUCCGACACGGCGACCUACGAGCCCUCGCCACGCCACGUGUGGAUCUCGCUCGUCACACCAGAUCUUUCCGUUGUAGUCUCGUGGGAUGGUCAGAAGCACGCGUUGUCGCAGGAGAUGCGACUGGAGCUGCGCGUCGACGACAGUCGAACCGCCGUUCUUGUCCUCGAGGCUGCCGAUACCGCUCAGGGGUACAUUUACGGAGAGAUGCUGACAGAUAGCUCGGUGGCGACACCGUGGCAAGGGCCGGUGGCGCUCGUCUUGGGCGGCUCCGUUGUGCACGAGGUGGUUUGCAGCAUAGCGUCGCAACCGUUCGCCUACGACGCGCAGCAGGAUCUGUUCAGCGACGUAACCAGCCCUGUGCAGUAUGUCCCAGGACCCGGCACGCUCUAUCUGCAGCUCACAUCGCCAGCGGCGGUGACGAUGCGAAUCGCGGCCAGCAAGUGGUCGGCGACGCACGUGCCUCCGUCUUCGCGCAUUAUGGCUGUGCCUCUGCAUUGGAGCCCGAGCGAAAAACCGUCCCGAGCCUCGUGCUUGAAGCUGCCGACGCACCUGCGGCUUGCAUCAACCUUGCAGCAUGGCUACUGCAGCCAUCUGAAUGGUCUUUCUCGUCGCUUCUGA
Messenger RNA from Saprolegnia parasitica CBS 223.65, 1839 nucleotides. RefSeq lists its product as hypothetical. The transcript is spliced from 5 exons. The coding region runs from base 1 to 1839 and encodes 612 amino acids. The record is from RefSeq and is a predicted model, not a curated record. Lineage: Eukaryota; Oomycota; Saprolegniomycetes; Saprolegniales; Saprolegniaceae.